AUGAGCUCCUUGACUAUCCCUAAACAACUUGCUGUAAUAGACUUCACGAACGAGGAUUUGAGACCAAACUCAAUUUGUUGGUCAAAUGCAUGCAAAGAAAUAAGAACAUCCCUUGAAAACCAUGGCUGUUUUAUAGCUUUAUACGACAAAAUCUCGCCCCAACUUCACCUAUCCAUAUUCCAAGCCGCAAACGACUUGUUCGCUCUCCCUACUAAAACUAAAAUCCAAAAUGUGAACGAGAAGCCCUACCAUGGCUACGUGGGUCAAAUACCCAUUGUACCCCUGCACGAAGGCUUGGGCAUCGACUAUGCAAACACGCUCGAGGGAGCUCAAAGUUUCACAAACCUCAUGUGGCCAGAGGGAAAUGAUUCUUUUCGCGAUUGCUCGAUGUCCUUUGCCAACAAAGUUGCGGAGCUAGAUAAAAUCGUGAUUAGAAUGCUAUUCGAGAGCUAUGGCGUGGAGAAGUACGUCGAUUCUCAUAUGGAUGCAACAACCUAUCUACUUCGAUUCUUGAAGUACCGAGCACCCAUUGAGGGAGAGAGCACGAUGGCUUUCCCGGUCCACACGGACAAGAGUUUCAUCACGAUUCUAUACCAGAAUCACGUCUUUGGCCUUGAGAUCCAGGCCAGAGACGGAGAGUGGAUUAGCGUUGAUUUCCUGCCAAACUCGUUUGUGAUCAUGGCUGGCGACACGUGCAAGGCAUGGAGUAAUGAGCGGGUGCUUUCUCCCAGCCACAAGGUCACCUUGGACAAGGAUGUAAAAGAAAGCAGAUACACAAUUGCACUUUUCUCUUUCCUUAACAACCUAAUACAAACUCCUCAUGAGCUUGUAGACGAUAAGCAUCCGUUGCGGUUUAAGCCUUUCGUACAUGUCGAUUUGUUGAAGUUUUACGAUACGGAUCGUGGUCGGCGAUCCCAGAAUAUACUCAAGGACUUUUGUGGUGUUUGA
This is a messenger RNA of Striga hermonthica, 948 nucleotides long. The record is from the annotation of a GenBank genome assembly. NCBI's taxonomy places the organism in Eukaryota, Viridiplantae, Streptophyta, Magnoliopsida, Lamiales, Orobanchaceae.